AUGAAACCGAAGCUGAAGCAAUGGAAACAGCUCAUGCUCUUCGGAAUAUUUGCGUGGGGGCUCCUCUUCCUGGUAAUUUUCAUCUACUUCACCGACAGCAACCCUGCUGAACCCCUGCCGAGUUCCCUCUCCUUCCUGGAGACCAGAAGGCUGCUUCCCGUGCAGGGGAAGCAGAGGGCCAUCAUGGUGGCCAUGCACGAGCUCUCUGUUGCUGAAGGCACGGACGGGAACAAGGUGCUGUCUGACAGAAACCUGUCAGACCCCUUGAACUUGGGGCCCAGUGACCUGCAGAGAUGGGUCCAGGUGAAAAAUGGCUUUGAAAAUGAAGAUGAGUUUUUUUCAUCGCAGAUCGGGAGAAAAUCCCAAAGUGCUUUCUACCAGGGGGAUGACAACUACUAUUUUGCUGCUGGUCAGCCGGGGCCCCCAAUCCACGCUCAGGAGAUGUUGCCAUUCGUUUCCCGCGGGGAGCGAGACCAGAGGGAGGGCGUUUUGCCCGCAUAUACCGUGCAGAGAAAGCAGAAGAAGAAAAGGCGCGGGAAGCAGAAGCCAAGCCACGUGUUUGAGGAGAACGACGGCUGGGACGGGCUGUAUUCCACCACGUCCAGGGCCUUUCUCUACCGGCUUUGGCAGGGAAACGUCUCCUCCAAAAUGCUGAACCCGCGCCUCCAAAAGGCGAUGAGGGAUUACCUCAACACCAACAAGCAUGGGGUGCGCUUCCAGGGCAAGCGGGAGGGGAGGCUGAGCCGGGAAGCGCUGCUGUGCGAGCUGCGGCGCAGGGUGCGCGUGCAGACGCUGGACGGCAAGGAGGCGCCAUUCUCUGCGCUCGGGUGGGACAGGCACGUCCCGGCGGUGCCCCUCAGCCGGCUGUACCCUCGCGGCCUCCAGAGCUGUGCUGUCGUCAUGUCUGCCGGCUCAAUCCUGAACUCCUCCUUGGGGAAAGAAAUAGAUUCUCAUGAUGCAGUUUUGAGAUUUAACUCUGCUCCUACACGUGGUUAUGAGAAAGAUGUUGGAAAUAAAACCACCAUGCGCAUCAUUAAUUCCCAGAUUCUGACCAACCCCAACCAUCACUUCUUCGACAGUUCGUUGUAUAAAGACGUCAUUUUGGUGGCGUGGGACCCUGCUCCUUACUCCGCAAAUCUCAACCUUUGGUAUAAGAAGCCAGACUACAACCUGUUCACUCCAUAUAUUCAGCAUCGUCAGAGAAACCCAAAUCAGCCAUUUUACAUUCUUCAUCCUAAAUUUAUAUGGCAGCUUUGGGACAUUAUCCAGGAGAACACUAAGGAGAAGAUCCAGCCCAACCCACCAUCUUCUGGUUUCAUUGGAAUCCUCAUCAUGAUGUCUGUGUGCAGAGAAGUGCACGUGUAUGAAUACAUCCCAUCCAUCCGGCAGACGGAACUUUGUCACUAUCACGAGCUGUACUACGACGCAGCCUGCACGCUCGGUGCGUACCACCCGCUGCUGUACGAGAAGCUCCUGGUGCAGCGUAUGAACACGGGGGUCCAGGAGGAUCUGCAUCAGAAGGGGAAGGUGACCCUGCCGGGGCUCUGGGCCGUAAGCUGCCCUGCACCCAACCCUGUUCCACACUCUUAA
Trichechus manatus latirostris (Florida manatee) is the source of this 1590-nucleotide messenger RNA. RefSeq names its product ST6 beta-galactoside alpha-2,6-sialyltransferase 2 (gene ST6GAL2). Gene Ontology annotation, biological process: sialylation. Bases 1 to 1590 code for a protein of 529 amino acids. The record is from RefSeq and is a predicted model, not a curated record. Lineage: Eukaryota; Metazoa; Chordata; Mammalia; Sirenia; Trichechidae. The transcript is spliced from 5 exons. Gene Ontology annotation, cellular component: Golgi apparatus. Gene Ontology annotation, molecular function: beta-galactoside alpha-2,6-sialyltransferase activity.